UGAAAGUUAAACUUGUUUCACCGACAACAUUUUGUAAUCGAAGCCCACCACUAGUCACCAACUUCGCCAAGUUUCUCCAACCCACAAAACAAAAAUUCAUCACAAAUCUAAUUUUCUCAGCAAAUCAUCAUACUUUCUUCCUUCGUUACCGAGACCUUCACCGGACACCUCCCAAUGGACCCGAAAAGCCUGCAAAUCGACACAAGGAGUGGUUUCAACUCCAUUACCAAGACCUUUCACAGCCUCAGACCUCCCAUUGAUCUUCCUCUAGAAGACACUCCGCUGUCAGCUGCUGAAUACGCUUUCUCACUACUAGCCACUUCCCCAUGGCCUCAUGACUCCGUGGCUUUAAUCAACUCUGUCACUGCUCAACGUAUUUCAUACUCUGAGUUCACUCGAAGAACAAACUGCCUGGCGGCUUAUUUGCAGAAAGUAACCCAGUUGUCCAUAAACGACACAGCUUUUAUACUCUCUCCAAACUCUAUCCAACUACCAAUCCUUUACUUUUCCCUUCUCUCACUCGGUGUAGUCAUCUCUCCGGCUAACCCACUCAGCACCCAGUCAGAGAUUUCCCGACAAGUUCAGUUAUCGAAGCCGGUGAUUGCAUUCGCCACGGCAUCCACUUUUCACAAGCUCCCUAAACUUAAACACCAGACGAUCCUCAUCGACUCUUCAGAAUUCGAGUCAAUAAUGAUGAGUUCAAAACAUGAAUUCGAUCACGUUAAAGUGAAACAAUCCGAUUUGGCAGCGAUCAUGUACUCUUCCGGAACAACCGGAAAUGUGAAGGGGGUGAUGUUGACUCAGAGAAACUUAAUGGCACAAAUUGCGAAUUCCUAUGCAUCUCGGCAAGAGCGAGAGUCCCCGACAGUUACGUUGUAUACGAUGCCGUAUUUUCACAUGGUCGGGUUCAUUUUCAGUCUGAGAUCGGUGGCGUUGAGUGAGACAGUGGUGGUGAUGGAGAGGUUUGAUUUAAAGAAGAUGUUGAAGGCUGUAGAGGAGUUUAGGGUAACACGCUUGGUUUUUCCCCCACCGGUGAUUGUGGCCUUGUCAAAGGGUGGUUUAACGGACAGCUAUGAUUUGAGCUCAGUCGAGAUUGUAGUGAGUGGUGCUGCUCCACUUGGAAAGGAUAUCAUUGCGGCAUUUACGGCGAGGUUUCCGAAAAUCGUGUUGGGGCAGGGUUACGGAUUGACUGAAACGGCUGGAGCGAUUUUUUUGACAAAAGGUCCAGAAGAAGCAAAGCUAUGGGGCUCAACGGGCAGGCUUUCGGGAAGUUUUGAAGGAAAAAUUGUGGAUCCUGAAACAGGUGAAGCCUUGCCUCCUUGCAAAGAAGGAGAACUUUGGGUUAAAGGACCCUCGGUAAUGAAAGGUUACGUUGGGGAGGAGGAAUCAACUUCUGCUACUUUGUUAUCUGAUGGGUGGUUGAGGACGGGUGAUAUAUGCUACAUUAAUGAGGAUGGUUUCCUUUUUGUUGUGGAUAGACUCAAGGAGCUAAUAAAAUACAGGGGAUAUCAGGUGGCUCCAGCAGAACUAGAACAAUUGCUUAUUUCUCACCCACAGAUAGUUGAUGCUGCAGUAAUAGGAUAUCCAGAUAAAGAAGCUGGUCAAGUACCGAUGGCUUUUGUGGUAAGACAGCCCCAAAGCACCCUUAACGAAGCAGAAAUAAUGGAUUUUGUGGCAAAACAGGUUGCACCUUACAGGAAAAUAAGGCGUGUAGCGUUUAUCAAUUCCAUACCCAAGAGUGCAGCUGGCAAAAUAUUGAGAAAAGAGCUGAGAAAAGUUGCUGUUCCACCAGGGACUUCAUCAAGGCUGUAAUGACAGAUAUCCCAACAAAGAAGUUGGUGAAAUAUCUCAUGACAAUUAUUUCUACUCUAAACAUUCAAAAUUAAUUGUACUUCCAAUAAUUUUAUCCUCCCUCCCUUUUAAAAAUUAUCCAAUGUAAUUAUAGCAUGUAGUAAGAACUGAAUCUGUUCUUGCAUUCUUCAAAAACAUUUUUCUCCAACAACAAUGGUGAACAAAAGCCUGCUACUGUACCAAUA
Messenger RNA from Pistacia vera, 2036 nucleotides. Its product is annotated as 4-coumarate--CoA ligase-like 9. Gene Ontology annotation, molecular function: CoA-ligase activity. NCBI's taxonomy places the organism in Eukaryota, Viridiplantae, Streptophyta, Magnoliopsida, Sapindales, Anacardiaceae. The transcript is spliced from 6 exons. The record is from RefSeq and is a predicted model, not a curated record. The coding region runs from base 175 to 1812 and encodes 545 amino acids.